UUAGCUAGAUCCCCCACACAAAAAAGCUGAGUUAGCUAGCUCGAUCAUCUUCUAAACAAGCACAUCGAGCAUUGAUUCUGUCGGUGCUACGAUGGCCAUGCGUCCAUCAAUAAUAUGGACGGCACUUUUGCUGCCUGUGCUGUUCCUCGCCGAUAGCCUCCUGGCCCUCCAGCCGCCAGCGACAUGCCAGCAGAAAUGCGGCAGCGUGGAAAUGCGCUUCCCGUUCGGCAUCGGCGACGGCUGCUUCCUGCCGGGCUUCGAGAUCGAGUGCACCACCGGCGGCACGCCGAUCCUCGCGGGCAACAUCAACAAGUUAGCGGUCAUGAACCUGACCGUGAUGCCGCGACCGGAGGCCGAGGUGAUGCUGCCCAUAGCGUAUAAUUGCUACAACACCACCAGCGGGGCCAACUUGAAUUGGUUCAAUGGCAGCAUCGGCAUCAACCCCGCGUACCGCAUCUCCAACACCAGCAACGAGCUCGUCGUCCUCGGCUGCAACACCUUUGCCUACACCAACAGCGGGCCGUCUAAUACCAACUUCUACAGCUUCUACACCGGGUGCGUGGCCUACUGCGACCGCGAAGGGAGGGCGCAGGACGGCGCCUGCGCGGGCAUCGGCUGCUGCCGCGUGGAAAUCCCGCCGGGACUCACGGACAACACCAUGACAUUUUUCGCUUCCGAACUUGGUAGCAGUGCCUAUGGCUAUGACCACACGAACAUGACCUACAGCCCCUGCGACUACGCAUUCAUAGUGAAGAAGAACACCUACGACUUCCGGGUGUCCGACCUCAAAAUGGAUAAUCCGAGGUCGACCACCAAGCCGCUGGUGCUUGACUGGGCAAUCCGCAACAGCGAAGACGGCAACAAGACCUGCGCCGAGGUGAAAAACAAGCCGGGGUACGCCUGUGUCAGCGACAACAGUGAGUGCCUCGACUCCUACAAUGGCGAAGGAUACAUCUGCAAUUGCACCAAGGGCUUCUGGGGCAACCCAUACCUUACCGGCAAGGGCGGAUGCGAAGAUAUCAAUGAAUGCGAUGAUGAGUGGAAACCGUAUAACCCUUGCAAGGGAGUAUGCCACAACAAAGUUGGCUGGUACGAUUGCAAAUGCCCUUCUGGACAAAAGGCUCAUGAUGACAAUGCAUAUGAGAAUGUUUGCAACCCAACAUUCCCUGUUGAAGCAAGGAUUGCCCUUGGCAUCAGUCUAGGAGUAUUCAUACUUAUUGUCGCUCUCCUCCUAGCAUUCAUUAUGCUCCAGAAGAGAAAACUGGAUAAACUUUUUGAAAAGAACGGAGGCGACAUGCUUAAAAAUGUGAAUGGUCUCUCAAUUUUCACAAAAGAUGUACUAAAGAAAAUCACAAAAGAUAAUGCAGAGUUCCUUGGAAACGGAAGUUUUGGUAAUGUGUACAAAGGAACUCUUCCUGACAAUACCAUGGUGGCAGUCAAGGCAUCUAUCAAGGUAGAUGAAGCUACAAAGGAGGAAUUUGUUGAUGAAGUUGAGAUCCAGACACAGAUGAUCCACAAGAACAUACUCAAGCUCGUUGGUUGCUGCCUAGAGGUGGAAGUUCCAGUGUUGGUGUAUGAGUUCGCAGCAAAUGGGAGCCUCCAAGACAUCCUGCACCGCAAAAAGGAUCAAGUACUCCCCUUGGACUCACGUUUGGACAUUGCAAUUGGCUCUGCAGAAGGGUUAAAAUAUAUGCAUAGUUAUGCAACUCAUGCCAUGAGACAUGGUGAUGUCAAGCCAGACAACAUACUUCUGGAUGACAAGUUGACACCAAAAAUCGCAGAUUUUGGGUUGUCCAAACUACUGAAAGAAGAAUAUUAUGCCAAGGUAGUGGUUGGGUGCAUGGGUUACAUAGAUCCGGUAUUUAUGAAAACUGGCCUUUUGACACAGAAGAGUGAUGUGUACAGCUUUGGAGCGGUUUUGUUGGAGCUCAUUACAGGGAAGAAAAAUGUUUAUGAUGAGAAACUUAGUCUCAUUAUUGAGUACCGCAAAAUUUAUGAAAAGGAAAGGAGUGGGAGGGCAAUGUUUGACAAUGACAUUACAACCGAAGAAGAUAUAUCUGUCCUUGAAGAAAUGGGCAAGCUAGCAAUGGAUUGUCUAAAGGAAGAUUUAGAUGAACGGCCAGAUAUGACAGAGGUAGCCGAACAAUUGGUGAUGAUUAGGAGAAACAAGAAGUUUGGCAAAUCAAACAAUACAAAUCCUGACAGCAUUGGGGAUAUUACCAUAUAUAAUUCUCCUACCAACACAGAGGUCGCCAGUGGAACUACUAGGGCCAAUAUUUCAGCGAAGGUAGCUCCCAGCAACAUGGACAUCCUUCCUAGUCCAUAGGCCACUAAAUGAAAAGGCACCAGGGAAACCCAAUAAUUUGUAUCUUAUUAUAUUUCCAAGCUUUGUGUGUAAGUUGGAGACAUGCAAAAUAUUAUUGUAGUGUGUGUGUUUUUUUUGUUUUUUUGGAUUUCUGUAGUGUGAUGUUGAUGCCCUCUUGUGGGUAAUCAACUGAAAUAUGUAAUGUUCAUCAAUAUUAUAAGUCUAAUUUUUAAUUCCUUA
Molecule: messenger RNA, 2545 nt
Organism: Lolium perenne
Lineage: Eukaryota; Viridiplantae; Streptophyta; Magnoliopsida; Poales; Poaceae
Product: wall-associated receptor kinase 3
Biological process (GO): cell surface receptor signaling pathway; protein phosphorylation
Cellular component (GO): plasma membrane
Molecular function (GO): calcium ion binding; protein serine/threonine kinase activity; polysaccharide binding
Source: RefSeq, a predicted model, not a curated record